Messenger RNA from Raphanus sativus (radish), 2234 nucleotides. RefSeq names its product probable inactive receptor kinase At4g23740. Gene Ontology annotation, biological process: protein phosphorylation. NCBI's taxonomy places the organism in Eukaryota, Viridiplantae, Streptophyta, Magnoliopsida, Brassicales, Brassicaceae. The transcript has 3 exons. The coding region runs from base 234 to 2132 and encodes 632 amino acids. Gene Ontology annotation, molecular function: ATP binding; protein binding; protein kinase activity. The record is from RefSeq and is a predicted model, not a curated record.
GAGCUUCAGAUUCCCUUUUGCUUUUUUGAUCCGCAGUCUUCUAGAAAUUUUCUGCUUUUUUCCGUAACCUUUUAUUUUAAAUUAAAGUGUGGAUUAAUCAAAAAUUUCCUCUAUUUAUAGUCUCAUCAUCAUCUUCUCCAAAUUGAAUUAGAUUUAUUUGUUUUUUUCUCUCCAGCUUCAGCUUCAGACCAAAGACAAAGAAACAUCUCGUUUGUGUUCUGUUUUUUUUCCUAAUGGAAGAAGCUUGGAGAGUUAUUAUCACUCUGUGCCUUCUCCUCGUCAACGUCGGAAACGCAGAUCCAGUCCAAGACAAACGCGCAUUACUCGAGUUCCUAACCCUCAUGCGUCCCACGCGCUCCCUCAACUGGAACGAGUCCACCUCCGUCUGCAACACCUGGACCGGAGUCACCUGCAACAACGACGGAUCUCGCAUCACAGCCGUUAGAUUACCCGGAGUCGGACUCAACGGUCAGAUCCCUCCCAACACUCUCAGCAGACUCUCCGCUCUCACCGUCCUCUCCCUCAGAUCCAACACGAUCUCAGGCCUCUUCCCAGCUGACUUCGUCGAGCUCAAAGACUUGUCCUUCCUCUACCUCCAGGACAACGCCUUCUCCGGUCCGUUGCCUUUAGAUUUCUCUCUCUGGAAGAAUCUCACCAGCGUCAAUCUCUCUGACAACGACUUCAACGGAACGGUUCCUGGUUCUCUCUCGGGGCUCAAGCGGUUACAGUCGUUGAAUCUCGCUAACAACUCGCUCUCCGGCGACAUUCCUGACCUCAGCGGUGUCUCUACUCUCCGGCAGAUUGAUCUGUCUAACAAUAAUCUCAACGGACCUAUACCGAGUUGGCUUCAGAGAUUCCCUACGUCGUCUUAUAAAGGCCUCGGUGGUGACUUCACCCUCGUGCAGCCACCUCCUAGCUUGGCUCAUCAGGAGCUUCGACCUCGUCAGAAACCUAAACCUCACUUCUUGGGACUGACCAAGACUGUCUUCUUGUUGAUCGUCAUCGCUGUUUCAAUCGUACUACUAGCAGCUCUGGCUUUUCUCUUGGCUGUUUGUUACUUGCGGAGGAAGCUAAGCCGAGGCGGUGGGAUCGUUAACGACGCUAAGCUGCAUAAGAAGAAAGGAGGGAUGAUGUCUCCCGAGAAGUUCGUGUCGAGGAUGGAAGACGUGAACAACAGGCUGUCUUUCUUCGAAGGAUGCAACUACUCGUUUGAUCUCGAGGAUCUUUUGAGAGCUUCUGCUGAGGUUCUUGGUAAAGGCACGUUUGGGACGACGUACAAAGCGGUUCUCGAGGAUGCUACCUCUGUCGCUGUGAAACGUCUCAAGGACGUUGCGGCUGGGAAACGCGAUUUCGAGCAGCAGAUGGAGAUUAUUGGUGGGAUUAAGCACGAGAACGUCGUGGAGCUUAAGGCUUACUAUUACUCUAAAGAUGAGAAGCUAAUGGUUUAUGAUUACUUCAGUAAUGGGAGUGUGGCUUCUUUGCUUCAUGGUAACAGAGGAGAGAACAGAGUUCCGUUGGACUGGGAAACAAGAAUGAGUAUUGCCAUCGGUGCAGCCAAAGGGAUAGCUAGAAUCCACAGAGAGAACAACGGGAAGCUCGUCCAUGGCAACAUCAAAUCUUCAAACAUAUUCUUGAACUCAGAGCGUAACGGAUGCGUGUCUGAUCUCGGUUUAACCGCUGUGAUGAGCCCCUUGGCUCCACCUAUCUCUAGGCAAGCUGGUUACCGUGCGCCGGAAGUAACCGACACAAGGAAGUCUUCUCAGCUCUCAGAUGUUUACAGCUUCGGCGUCGUAUUGCUAGAACUCCUCACCGGAAAAUCGCCAAUUCACACUACAGCAGGAGAUGAGAUUAUACAUUUGGUUCGAUGGGUACAUUCGGUAGUGAGAGAGGAGUGGACUGCAGAGGUUUUUGACGUGGAGCUUCUCAGGUAUACCAACAUAGAGGAGGAGAUGGUUGAGAUGUUGCAGAUUGCAAUGUCGUGUGUUGUCAAAGCUCCGGACCAGAGACCUAAGAUGUCUGAUUUGGUUAGGCUUAUCGAGUGUGUCGGAAACCGACAAGCCGGUGUUGAGCCUGAGACUAAGCCCAAGUCCGAAAAUGGAGCCUCCGAGACUUCCACCCCGAGUGAAAUUUGAAUACUCAAUGUUGAUUUUAUAACUUUAUAAAGUUUGUAUACUCAUGUUGAUUCUCUUCUCCGGUUAGAACCGGUUUAAUCAAAGACAUUUCUGUUUAGGGAA